Messenger RNA from Carya illinoinensis, 1105 nucleotides. RefSeq lists its product as uncharacterized. NCBI's taxonomy places the organism in Eukaryota, Viridiplantae, Streptophyta, Magnoliopsida, Fagales, Juglandaceae. Bases 492 to 824 code for a protein of 110 amino acids. The transcript has 6 exons. The record is from RefSeq and is a predicted model, not a curated record.
CAGCACACCCUUCCCAUCAGCCUUUUGUAAAAGGUCUAUUUUACCCUCAUUUUAAUCACAGACUUCCUCUCUCACUUGCCUGCUCAACCACGGCUGAAGAACCAUCCACUUUCUCCCAUCUUCUUCCUCCAGAGACUCACACACAACAGAACAAUUCCGCAGCUCAGCUCACGCAACAAAGCUCAAGCAUUAAGAUUCUCUCGCCGUCGAGCCUCCUCACCGGAAUGGUAUUGAACAGCGGGUGCUGACAUCGUAGUCGGUGGGUUCUUUGCCAACACCUCUCUGUUUCUCCCUCUCCUCGGUGCACGAGCUCCAUGCUGACACCCUUUAUUUUGGUUUUGAACCGUGACGAACAUAGUCCAUCGACGUCAACCUCUAGCUGCCAAAAGCAUUGAAACCAGUCUUGGAGAACUUCUUGCUGGUGAGUUCGUUGUAUUGGCUACACGGAAUUAGUGCAAACUCAUGCAGGAAGGAGAAGAAUAGGAUUGGAAAUGAGCUACGAGGCAUUGCAGGCUGCAAAGGUAUAUCGGCAACUUCUCAAGGCUGUAAAGAAGCACAUUGCACAUGAAGACAGCAAGAGGCGCUUCAAGGAAUAUGUAACUGAGGAGUUUCGCAAGAAUUGUGCACUAUCAGACUUCUCUUCUAUUCCGCAGAAAAUCAAGCUUGCCAAUGAUUACACCUUUCUUCUUAAUAGUGUUCACCAUCACAAGGACCUACUGUUCUCAUACAACAUUGCUGUGGAUAGAUCGGAUGAAAUGAAGAGAAUACUUGGAAAAUCUGCAGCAAGCGUGGGUCUUCAGCUUCCAGAGGUUUAUCAGCCUUGAUUCAUUGUUGUUUUCGAUGCCCUUGAUUUCCUGAGCAUAUUUGCCCUUGUACUGUGAAUUUUUUGGUUGCAGCAGCCGCAGGUUGCAACCAAGUCAAACCUAAGGUUGUAUACCCUGUUUUCUCAUCUUGAGACAAACUAGCUCAGUUUUGUUGCUUAAGCUGGAUGCUGGAAUAAUAGUAUUUACUGUCAUAUAUAGAUUCUUAUAUUAUUGGAAAAUAGGGAGAGAGAUUGUCUGAAACCCACUUUUUCUGAGAUAAAUCAUUUAGAUUAUUUUGGUUA